Molecule: messenger RNA, 491 nt
Organism: Loa loa (African eye worm)
Lineage: Eukaryota; Metazoa; Nematoda; Chromadorea; Rhabditida; Onchocercidae
Exons: 1
Coding region: 111-491 (126 amino acids)
Source: RefSeq, a predicted model, not a curated record
GAAUUCAUCCAAUUACUCAAGGUAACCCGUCAAAGAAGCUGCCAGAAUAGAAAUAACUUACUAUAUUUGGUUGAGAUGUCCGGAAAUUUAUCCCUACUCUGGCUGCAGAAAUGCUACUGCAAAGAAAUGAUGUAAUAGCUAGGAGGGAAAUUGGGCAAUUACUGGUAGCACCUUAUAAGACUAAUGGAAUCACACUCAAAACCAUCGAGUUCAGUGGAGGAUUAAAAGGCAAAUUUGAAAUCGAGAGAAUCAAUGCUGAAUUGGAACUUGUAAGUCACUAUCACGAUACAAUUAACUUAAUAUCAUAUCAACAAGAAGACGACUCUAUUUGGGAUGAAAUUACAAAGGAAGGACAACAAUUGGCAAACCAACUAGUGAAAGAACUCGACCAAGUCAAAGAUUCGAUACAAGAAAAAUUGAAAAACAUAGUGAAUCAUUGGAAAUUAAUAACCAUUUGCAUAGAUAUUCUGAUUAUAUCUUUAAAUCCAUAA